AGCCUGGUUGCUCACUUCGUUUCUGACUUUACCAUUCCUUCCCUUCUCGUUCUUUUACCAUCUGUUUACUUUCGCCUUCUAUAUUUGCACUCUUUCACUUGUCCGACAUGCGUUCUAUGAAGACCCUUGCUAUCUUCGUUUCUUUGUUGACCAUCACCGAUGUUGUAUUGUCUCUUCCCAUUUAUGAGACCGGUACUGGUCUCCAGGGUGAGAACACCCCAUCCGUGGGGGGCUUAACUACUACCGACCUAUACGGCAGAGCAGCCAAAAAAGCCACCAAAGCUCCGGCUGCGAAGAAGCCUGCGGCGAAAGCUCCUGCCAAAGCGCCGCCGAAACCUCCCGCAAAGUCCCCUGCUAAAGCACCGACUAAAGCUCCUGCCAAAGCACCGCCAAAACCCCCUACCAAAGCCCCACCGAAACCCCCCGCAACUCCCGCAAAAUCCCCUGCUAAAGACUCGAAGAAACCUCCCGCAAAACCUCCAGCAAAAUCUCCUCCCAAAGCCUCCCCUGCCAAAGCUUCGGCGAAGGGUAAGGCUACCAAUGGAGCAGGAAACAAGGCUGCAUCCGUCACGAAAGCUGCGACUAAAAGUGCGCCGAAAGCGGCAAAGGCGACGGGGAAAUCAGCGAAUAAUUCGAAAGCAGCAACGACGAAAGGGAAAGCUGCCUCCGUCACUAAAAGUGCGUCGAACAAGGCAAAGGCAACGGCGAAGUCGAAGGGUGGAGCGGCUAGUGCCUCCGCUACCGGAAAAGCUUCUCAGAAGUCGGCAACGGCGAAGGGGAAGGGGAAGUCAACUAGUCAAUCUGCGACUGCGACUGCGACUGCGACUUCAGCAAUUAGUAGCAGCGAAGCUGCAUCCCAAACUGCGUCGGGAACUGCGACUGAAACAGCGGGUGGUGCGACUGAAACCGCCGGAACUGGCACCGGUACAGAUGCCACUGGAACCGGUACUUCAGGGACUGGCACUGGGAUCGAUAACACUGGAACAGGAGCUGCAGGAACUGGCACUGGUACAGAUACCACUGGAACCGGAACUUCAGGGACCGGCACUGGGAUAGAUACUGGAACUGGAACUUCUGGGACUGGUACCGGUAUCGAUACCACUGGCACAGAAACUUCAGGCGGUGAAACCGGAACGUCAGGUGGGGGGACAACUAUCGAUGGCACCAUCAUCAACAACAACUCUGGGGGAUCUGCUGCUGGUGGAGAGGGCACCGUGUCUUCAUCAGGAGAAAUUGAUACCUCUGGCCAAGACGGCACCGUAACGGAAACUGGUACCUCUGUUGAGGGUGGCACAGGCGAGACGACGGAAGGCGAUACAACUGAAGCUGGCACGGAGACCGAAACAGGGGAUGAAGGUGCAACAGGAGACGAAACUGCUGGGUCAGAGACCCAAGAUGGCACUGGAACUGAAGGCGAGAGCACGGCAGAAGCCACAGAGACCGAUGGCGCCCAAAUUUUGGAUGCGAGCUCAACAGAUGCCUCGGAGACCGGAGACGGCACCGAAGCUGCAGAUGAGGACGCCACUGUGACCGAUGGUUCGGAGGUCGAGGAUGGCACCCAACCCGAAUCUGAUGUCGUCGUGAGGGAACUCGCGGAGGAGAGACUCUACAAGAGAAUGGUCUCUUUGGAUGAGCUUGACUGAGUCGGGUUUCUUCUCUCUUUCGUUCAAGCGAGGUACCUCCGUGGUUUAGUCAGACGUCAAUCUUUCACGAAGUAGUACUUACUAGUAAUUACGACUAUAUGUAUAUGACCACAAUACAUAGUACAGGCUUGGGCUUGGUUCCAACUCAUUUAACAUAUCCCAAAGCUUUCUACACCUUCCAUAGAAGCUCUGUGGC
Messenger RNA from Marasmius oreades (fairy-ring Marasmius), 1839 nucleotides. RefSeq lists its product as uncharacterized. Bases 108 to 1643 code for a protein of 511 amino acids. Lineage: Eukaryota; Fungi; Basidiomycota; Agaricomycetes; Agaricales; Marasmiaceae. The record is from RefSeq and is a predicted model, not a curated record. The transcript has 11 exons.